UUAGUGAUUUUAAUAGUAUUCUAGUUAAAGAAUUUUAAAUAUUUGUUUUAUCAAUGAAAUGAAAUUAACUAAUUUCUUCAUUUUAAUAGAUAAUUAUAAAUGUACAUUAUUAACAUAUUUUUUUUGGCUUAUGUAGUGAUAACUUCAUAUAAAUAUUUUAGUGUGAGUUUAAUAUGCUUUUUAAACAAAAUAAUUUAUUUAAAUUUAUAAUUAAAUCUGUAAAUUUCUAUGAAAAAAUAUCUAAUGUAAAUACUCUAGCAUCCAGCAGCUAUAAAGGUUCAUUUCAUGAAUGGAUAUUAAAAUUCUUCAGAACACAACCACGUUACAAAAAAUUUUUACUAGACCGUGAUGUAGAUGUUACUCAUUUAGUCAAAAAUUUAAUCAGUCUUAAAGCUAUUUCAACUAAUGAACUUCUUAUUAAUUUUUCUUCCUUAAAUACAUUACCAAUUAUUAAUGAAGUCGAUAGAGAACUUGAAAGUCGUGUAAAUACCAUGAAUAUUGAUCAAAUGAUAACUUUAAUGGAUACUUGUUUAGCUUCAAAAAACAAACUAUUUAAAAAAUCUAGAGCUUUUAAAAAAUGUCUUGAAACUAUGGAUGAAAAAUGGUUUAGAAAACCUGAUUUAAAUUGUUAUCAAACAAUGCAAUUAAUUUAUUAUGUUAGUUUUUUUAAAAAGAAAGCAACAAAUGUUGUUACUUAUGGUUUAAAAAAAAUUGCAAAUGACUUCAACUACUUGAAAAAAUUUAGUGAUGAAGAAAUGAGUAUAUUAGCAAUAACAACUUAUAAAACUGGAGCUAAAGUAAAUGAUAAACUUUUAAGAAUAAUAGUAUCUAAAUUGGAAAAAAAUCUAAAUAAUUUGAUACAAACACCAAUACUUUUUGUAUCAUUACUUAAACCUCUUAAAAAAGCAAAGUACCAUGAUCCUGUUUUAAUUUCUAAACUAAUUCAAACUAUUAAAUUUGAUAACAAUUUAGUAAUAAAAGAUGUGACAAGCUCUAUUCAUUUUCUUUCCUAUUUAGCUGAUGCUAACUGUGGUGAUAUUCAGUAUUUACAACAACUAAUAGAUUUGAUUGGAAAUAUAAUGGUUCAAGAUAAUCUCAAAAACUAUCGAAUUAAAGACGUAACUUCUUUUUUAUUUUCAAUUAGCUAUUUGGGUCUUUCUGUAAAUAAUACUUCACUUAAAACUACUAUUACUAAUUUUUUAAAUUAUAUAUUUAAUUCCAAAGAAAAUUGUAUUAAACAUUCAAAAAUGUUUAUUAGUAUUAAUCUCUCUUUAUGGAUGCUUAAUUGGGAAAAUAUAUAUCUUACUAAACUUAUUGCUAUGGAAAUUCCAAUUUCUUCAUUAAGAUCACAAGAUGUACAUAAACAAAAUUAUAGACUUGAUCUUUUAUUGACUUGUAUAUCAAUUGAGAGGCCAGAAUUAAUAGAAAAACAUUCAUUAAAUCAAACUAUAAAUACAAUGCCACAGUUUGACCGCCAUCUUGAUGAAAGGCCAUUUCUACAAAAAGUUUUUAAAAACUUGAAAGAAUUGUCUAGAAAACACAAUUUGUUUAGUGUUGAAUACAAUUUUUGCAUACCUAAUAUCAAAAUAUUGAACAUAAAAGUAGUAGAUAACAAUAGAAUUAUUUUUUAUUUUGAAGUAUUAGACAACACUACUUGUCUUCAUAACACUGCAGUUCCUCAUGGAAUGAUGAAAUUAAAGCUUCGAUUAGAAUCAAAAUUAAAUUAUAGAAUUAUUUCAAUAAACGAAAUCAACAAUAUUUUGCUUAGUUCAAAAUCUUUGAAACAAUAUUUAGAUUUUUUACUUUCAUGAGAACUAAAUAUUACUUGGUUAAUAUAUUAAUAAGCAUAAUAGAAUUUUUUAAUUAUAUAAUAUUUAUUUAACAAUUAAACUAGUUAUUAAAAAUUGUUGUAUGUGUAUAUAAAUACAUUUUAAUUUAUCUUCUUUA
Molecule: messenger RNA, 1947 nt
Organism: Daktulosphaira vitifoliae (grape phylloxera)
Lineage: Eukaryota; Metazoa; Arthropoda; Insecta; Hemiptera; Phylloxeridae
Exons: 5
Coding region: 174-1811 (545 amino acids)
Source: RefSeq, a predicted model, not a curated record